UAAUUUUGAAAGGGAGGGAGUAAUGAAUCUAAUGAUUUGGGCGAGGGAUCCGCGGGCCUUACAUCAAUGCAACUCUUUUCCCCAAAAUUUUGGAGCUAAAACCCCCAGCAGAAAGAGUAUUAAACAAUUGAGUUGGAGCAAGCAAGAAGAGUAGGAGAUGGAGGCAAGCUCCGGUUAUAAGGACUAUGUAGCAGGUCUCAUGGCCGGAAUUGCCACUGUUAUCACCGGCCACCCUUUUGAUACCGUCAAGGUGAAGCUCCAGAAGUACAACACUGAAGCAGGUGGAGUAAAGUACAAGAAUGGUUUGCAUUGUGCUACUAGGAUAUUACAGACGGAAGGAGUUAAAGGGCUUUAUCGAGGAGCUACAUCUUCGUUCAUCGGCAUGGCCUUUGAAAGCUCACUUUCUUUUGGCAUUUAUUCGCAAACAAAACGGUUUCUUCAGGGAGAAGUAGAUGGUGGUAAGCCCCAGCCUUAUGCAAUAGUUCCUUCAGCAGCCUUUGGAGGAGCUAUUAUCAACUUCAUACUAUGCCCAUCAGAACUGGUGAAGGUAAGUGAUGCUAGAGUUGCUAACUUCCUGCUUUACUUGGAAUACCAUCGUUGUAAUGUUGUUUUCCAGUGUAGGAUGCAAGUUCAGGGCACUGAUUUUAUGGGACCGAAGUCCACUAGAUUCAGCGGGCCCCUUGAGUGUGCCCUUAAAACAGUUCAACAGGAAGGGCUUACAGGCAUGUUUCGAGGAGGCCUCGCAACCUUACUGAGAGAAUCUGUGGGCAAUGUUGUCUUCUUUAGCACUUACGAAUAUGCACGAUAUUUCAUGCAUCUACAACUGAAAGGUGCUUCAUCUGAGCCGAGCCAAUUGAUUGAUGUUGGAGUUGGAAUAAUGAGUGGUGGUCUUGGUGGUAUAGCAUUCUGGUCUGCUGUUCUGCCAUUGGAUGUAGCUAAGACGAUAAUUCAAACUACCCCUGAGAAAAACCAUUCAAGAAAUCCCUUCUCGGUUCUAAAUUUGAUUUACCGGAGAUCUGGACUUAGAGGAUGCUAUACAGGUUUAGGUCCUACACUGGUAAGAGCUUUUCCUGCUAAUGCAGCGGCUAUUGUCGCAUGGGAGCUGUCUGCCAAGUUCUUGGGGAUCAGGCGUGACCAGUAAUUUUUUUUUGAUGCUGCUUAUUUCUUCUGCUUGCUGCUGGUUUUAAGCUUUAGUGUCUCUUGAGAAGGUCACCACAUGAUUCUUUUGUCAUGACAUCGCUGCGCUACUACUAGUCUGUCACAAAACUUCUGAUUUCUUUUAGUGAUAUUAAUUUAUUUUAUCAGUCUUUCUGUUUUUUAAUUUAUCAUCUGCAGUUCUGAGA
Messenger RNA from Solanum dulcamara, 1343 nucleotides. Its product is annotated as mitochondrial arginine transporter BAC1-like. NCBI's taxonomy places the organism in Eukaryota, Viridiplantae, Streptophyta, Magnoliopsida, Solanales, Solanaceae. The record is from RefSeq and is a predicted model, not a curated record. Bases 158 to 1141 code for a protein of 327 amino acids. The transcript is spliced from 7 exons. Gene Ontology annotation, biological process: mitochondrial L-ornithine transmembrane transport. Gene Ontology annotation, molecular function: L-ornithine transmembrane transporter activity.